Molecule: messenger RNA, 1181 nt
Organism: Cuculus canorus (common cuckoo)
Lineage: Eukaryota; Metazoa; Chordata; Aves; Cuculiformes; Cuculidae
Product: TRAF family member-associated NF-kappa-B activator-like
Exons: 4
Coding region: 178-1047 (289 amino acids)
Biological process (GO): canonical NF-kappaB signal transduction
Source: RefSeq, a predicted model, not a curated record
CAGAGCUAAAUUUAACCCCUGGGUUUGUGCAGCGCCUGCCUGUAAUUCACUGCUGCUUUGUUUCCUGCCUCACCGUCUUGCAGAAGUUUCACUCUCAGCUAAAAAACUGAAGGGGAAAUUCCCUACCCCAGUGUUUGCUGCUGCUGAACUCUUUGCAGCUGCGCUUCACGGAGCCCAAUGUCGCAUCGUGGUCGCCCGGCUGGGCUUGACAGGGCCCCUCACCACAGCAUGAUGGAGAUGGAAGAAAUAUUCCUCCAGCUCCGUGGGGAAGUUGCCAGGCUACAGGAUCUGUGCAUCAAGCAGGGCAAGCUCCUCCAGAAGCUGACGGCCAGGAAAGGACCCAUCCUCGAUAUCCCUGUGUCGCUGCCAAUCCAGUGCACGGAGGAUAUGGUCAUGGAGGAAGGGGAAAGGCCACUGGACAGCCACCAGAAACACUCAGAGGCCCCAUCAUCCACCAUCUCCACCACCAUGUGUUCUGCUCAAACCCCGGUACAGCCGCACACUCUCGACACGCUGCCCGGCUUUGACAGUGAGUGCCCACCAGGCACCACCAACAGCAGCAUCUUUGGUGGGGUAACUGGAGGAGCAGCUCUCACUGUAGCCUUUGGCACCAAGAAAGCUGAGAGGAGUGAGAAGGUGAGUAUAGACACAUGGCUGAAAACCUGUAGGAUGCUUCCUACUGUGAAAGCCCCCAGGGAAGAAGUGAGAGCUUGCUGCCACCCACAGGAAUCUGCGGCACCAAACCCAGUUGUUGGAGAUGCCUUCCUGACUCUUCUGGACCUCUAUGAAGCCCCAGAAGCCUUUAGGAGAGAAGAUGCUCCCGGUGAAACUGCUCUGCCUGCUGAGGCUGAAGUGUCAGUAGAGAUUCGAGGACCUGUGAAGACGUCCUGGACGCCUGGCUGGAUGCUGGAGGACGGGACACUCGGUCAAGGUGCUGUCCUCGCCUUGGAGGAUGCUCAGGCUUGUGACAUUUGCCAGGAGAUUUUCCAUUUGGAUGCAGAGGGCCAAGCAGACUAUUUAAAGCAUGUCUUAGCUCAUAUGAAGUAAGACUUGUCUUCAUGCUUGGAAAUCUGAAUAUUUGCACCUUGACCGAUGUGACCUUGCUGAGAUCCCAGACCUUGCUGAGAUCCCGCACCUUGCUGAGAUCCUGCACCUUGCUGAGAUCCUUCACCUUGCUGAGA